AUGCUGCAUCAGCUGCUAUACACAAUCAUCCAGCUGCUGGAGCGGGCGGGCCUGCACACCCACCUCGAUGCGCCGGUGGAGCGUGCUGGUGCCUUUGCCCUGGGCAUGGUGCUGCUGGAUGUGAUCAUCAGCCACGGACCGCAAAAGGGCCUGCUGCUGCGUCUAUUCCGGCAGGGCCCGCCGGGCACGAAGGAGGCCCGCCGCUUCCUAUCCCAGCUGGCGGCCAAGCUGGUGGGCAUGGUGUUCCUGUCCGCCAUCUUCCCGCUCGCCUUUGCCGUGCUGCUGGGCGAGCCCGCGCUGCGCGCCGCGCCGUUUGUGGGCACCAGCCCCACCUCCCAGCGCAUGGUGGAGGUGGCCUCAGGCUACUUCCUCUACGACAUCGUGCUGUGCAUGCUGAAGUACAGCGACAACGGCUUUGAGUUCCUGCUGCAUGCCGUGGUCUGCUCCUGCGUGUACACCAUCGCCGCCAUGCGGGGCGUCAUGCACUACUACGGCGCCGCGUUUCUCAUGUGGGAGCUCAGCACGCCGGCCAUGUACACGCGGUGGCUGAUGCUCAAGGCGGGGCUGGGCAGCAGCGCUGCAAUGCCGCUGGUCAACGCGGCCUUCAUGCUGGCCUUCUUCGGCUGCCGCGUCGUCUGGGGCCCCAUCAUGACGGUGGAGUUUUGGCGGGACAGCGCCGGGCAGCUGCUGGCGGCGUCCCCGGCGCUGCCGCCGGCUGCCAUCUGGGUCGUCAGGGUGAUGAGCAUCGCCCUCAACCUGCUGAACUACUACUGGUUCGCCACGAUGGUGAAGCUGGCGGUGAAGGGCAAAACCAAGACCAAGGUGGUGUGA
Chlorella variabilis is the source of this 831-nucleotide messenger RNA. RefSeq lists its product as hypothetical. Gene Ontology annotation, cellular component: membrane; endoplasmic reticulum. Lineage: Eukaryota; Viridiplantae; Chlorophyta; Trebouxiophyceae; Chlorellales; Chlorellaceae. The record is from RefSeq and is a predicted model, not a curated record. Gene Ontology annotation, biological process: lipid homeostasis. Bases 1 to 831 code for a protein of 276 amino acids. The transcript has 7 exons.